CAAUACUUUUAAAGUAUUAAAUACCCCAGUCUUUUAAAUCUACAUGUAUACAGACAUGAAAUGACUUCCUAUCAGUUUUGUAAACUGGAUUUUAUGAUGCACAUUAGGAUCUUUUAACAGUAUGUCCUUUAAAACCAAAUUCAGAAACGAAAGUGCACCUCAGAACUGCAACAGAAAGCUUACAAUUUUUAGCAAUUUUGCUACAUCAACAAAAAGAGAAAUUGCAAUGCAAUGAAUCCUUAAAUACCAGCUAAUAAAUAUGUUGUUUUACUCAUACAACAAUAAUAUAAAAUUAUGUCUGGAAUAAAAAUUAUCAUUGCAAUUAAAUUUGGAACAAACUACAGCACAAACGCUUACAUGAUCAAUGACGGCCGAACCGAAGACCCCAAACUGUUCACAGUCCCUUUCCAGAAACACGCUACUAGUUCAAUGUCGCUGAUCACCCCUACCGUGGCUCUCUUUACGGAAUACGGGGUAUUCCAGUCGUACGGAUUUGAUGCUGAAUAUCAAAAUCUGCAACAAGGCGGUAAUGACAAGCAUCUGCUUUUUCGGGACUUUAUUUGGGAUCUUUUCUGUGUUAGUGAUGAGGUUCCAAAAAAUAUAAAGGCAGUAAACGAUAAAGAGAUGAAGUCAAUUGAUGUUAUGUCGGCAGUUUUAUCAUAUAUGGAUGGUCACAUAAAAGCUAUGAUAGAAGAACGUUCCAUAGGCGUAUCCUUGAAGUAUGUUUUAACAGUGCCGACAUGUUCAUGUAACGAUUCCAAGGAUUUUAUGCUGGAAGCUGCAAAACAAGCUGGCUUUCCCCCUGAUAAAAUAACAAUAGUUGAGGAGGCUGCAGCCGCUCUCUACUUCUGCAUACAAAACCCAGUACUUUCAGGUCUCCCUAGACCAACAGGAAACCAAAACAAAUCAUAUGUGUUUGUAGAAUGCGAAGAUGACAAUACCAACAUUUCGGUUUUAAAGUGUCCCAGUGAGAAGAUAAUGAGUAUAAUAUAUAGAGACAGCGCGGAGAUUUGGGCAAGUUGUCAGGUUCAAAAAGACUUCGAGGAGUUAUUCGCUCUGAUUGUCAGUGAGUCGUUUUUAAAUUAUUUUCUUUACAAAUACCCGAUGGAUUACUAUGACAUCAUUCAGGAGCUUAAGAAGAAGAUCAAUAGCACUCAGUCAGAAUCCCAAAAAGUGACAAUGAAAAUGCCAGCUUGUCUAAUCGAAAAAUUUAAAAGAAAGACCGGAAAAAGCAUUGAAAAAGCUGUUCGGAAGACGGUCCUUAAAGACAACAUUGAAUUUAAAUUAGACAAAUGCAAGAUUUCAUCAGAAGUUUUCCAAAGUCUCUUUUCUGAUGCCGGAAAACACAUUGUUAAUUAUAUGGAGAAAGAAUUGUUAACAAAGUAUCCAGAUGUGGAACAUAUAAUUCUUGUAGGAGAGUUCGCACAAUCACCCAUUUUACAGAAUAUCGUAAAGGAAUCUUUUCCCUCCAAAACUAUUUUGAUUCCCCCAGAAGCAGGAAUGGCUGCAGUGAAAGGAGCUGUUCUUUUCGGACAAAAUCAUGUUUCUCUAGAAACCGUGCAAUGUCCACGAAGAAGCAGAACCCCAGGGCCGGAGGAUACUGGGCAACUGGAGGGAGUUGUUCAAAGUCCAAGAUCUUACAGAGUAGGAAAGAAUGAUGCUACAAACUUAUCAGCGACAAACGAGUCGUUUUCGGAUUUACACAGAGUCGUUCCUCCCUCUGAAAGAAGAAAUAGAAGUCGUUUAUGUGUCAUUCAAUGAUAAUAAAAUCAUGUGAAAUCCGGUAAAGAGAAAUACCCUUUGAAAGAUAAAGAGCAAAUUGAAAAAAGAAAGAAACAAAAACAUUCACUAUUCUUAUCUCCAAUUUCAUAGUAUAUAAGUUUUUAUUUUAUCAUUUAUUAUUUAGUCUAAAACAUACAUAAAAUGGCCCAAUUUAUCAAUUGAAUAUAAUAAAUAUAUAGA
Saccostrea cuccullata (small rock oyster) is the source of this 1962-nucleotide messenger RNA. RefSeq names its product heat shock 70 kDa protein 12A-like. The coding region runs from base 295 to 1761 and encodes 488 amino acids. The record is from RefSeq and is a predicted model, not a curated record. Lineage: Eukaryota; Metazoa; Mollusca; Bivalvia; Ostreida; Ostreidae. The transcript is spliced from 7 exons.